Messenger RNA from Rhodamnia argentea, 5272 nucleotides. Its product is annotated as protein TIME FOR COFFEE. The transcript has 13 exons. The record is from RefSeq and is a predicted model, not a curated record. Gene Ontology annotation, biological process: regulation of circadian rhythm. Gene Ontology annotation, cellular component: nucleus. Lineage: Eukaryota; Viridiplantae; Streptophyta; Magnoliopsida; Myrtales; Myrtaceae. The coding region runs from base 270 to 4982 and encodes 1570 amino acids.
GGAGAGAAGAGAGAGAAAGUAGAGGGAGAGGGAGAGAGAGAGUAGAGAGAGAGAGUGAAGAAGAAGGAGAAGAUAAGCGAAGAAGGUGUGAGAUCUUUCAAUCAGCUGGUACAGCGAAAGAUCUCCUUCCAUCGAUUCAGGGUUUGGCUGAAAACUUGCUCCGAAACUGCUGAUCCCGGCGAAUUAUGCUCCGGCGCCGGCGAUGAGAUAAGGUUCUCAUCUCCUGGUAUAUUGGCCGAUUCGACGAGAAGAGAGCACAGAACCCUAUCAUGGACAGGAACAGAGAAGCCAGAAGAGCUACUAUGACAGCUUCUAAUGGCUUGCCUAGACGAAGACACAGGACUAGUCUCCGAGACUCUCCAGAGGAAGACGGACCGGUCGAGCUCGGGGAGACGGCGAGGCUGAGAGAUCGAGGAAGCAGCGGCAAGAAGGACAGGGACCGAGAUCGAGAUCGAGAGCGGGACCGAGACAGAGAUCGGUUCUCGAGGAGCGGGAAGAGGAGGAGAGGCGACAGGCUGAUGCUGAACAGAGAGGACGGAGGCGAGGAGAGCUCGGAGGAGAGUGUGAACGACGAGGACGAGGAGGAUGAGGACGACGGGAGCGGGAGCGGCCACCACGUGAGGAUACUCCCACCGUCCAGCCAGGCGAACUCGCUCUCGUCUUCUUCUGCAGCUGCAGCUUUGAACAACCACGCCCGCCGGAGCUUUCCACCGGCGGCGAAGGUCUUUCGGACGACGCCGUGGAAAGCGGCCGAUGAGAUGAUCGGCGUCUCGGUGCCAAGGAAGGCUCGGUCAGCUUCGACGAAGAGGUCCCACGAGUGGGUUUCAGCCAGUGGUCAUUUGGUCGGCGGCGACCAAAUCCUCGGACAGGCUUCUACCUCGCCUGUGAGGCCGAGUCUCGCAGCUACGACGGCCUCUCCAGUGCGGCCACUUUCGCCUUUUUCUUCGAGUGCUUCGGCUCGAAAGAAGUUGAAGCCGAACGGACCAAAGCAGAGACCUCCAAAGUCGUCCUCAAAGUCGACAUCUUCAGCUCAAGAUGAAAUCGAGAUCGAGAUUGCGGAGGUUUUGUACGGAAUGGGGAGGCAGUCUCAGGGUCCUUCGAAGAAUGAAGCCUUGGGAAGCGAUUUGGUGAAGUUUGACUCGAGAGAAGAGAAUAAUUCCACCGGAGAUGCAAAGUCCCGAAUUUCAUCUCCCAUCUCGAACUCUCAAUCUGGCGCUCCACUGUCAUCAGUUUUGCCCCAAAAUUCCGGUUCAUCUGCCCCUCCUCCCUUGACGGCUAUCGCACCCAAGAGGAAAAAGCCUCGUCCGGUGAAGUACGAGGAUGAAACGCCGCCGAUGUUUCCAGUUAGGAGUAGCCCCAUCUCCUCAACCAAAGCCGAAGUCGACCAGAAGGCCAAGAUCGAAGCCGCCUCACCAAAUAUGGAGAAAGCACUUGGAUUCACAGGGGAAGAAAAUGGAGCUUCUGUUGAUUUGGCCAAAUCUCAACCUGCUCCAGUGUCGUUGGAGAACCAACCAGAGCCGAUGAAGCUGGAAGGCUUCCCGGCACUGGAUUCCAAGCUUUUAACUGAAGAACCGGAGAGCAGAGAUGCAACUACGGCUAAGGAAGAGCCUCCGUCGCCCAAAAAAGAAUCUUCCGGUCUCCAAUUGGAUGAUGACCGUGUGGAUAAGACAGCAACAAAAUCGAACUGUGGAAAUCCAGAGAUUGAGAAACAGCGAGAAGAGAAGUUUCAGAUAGAUCUGAUGGCUCCUCCUCCGUCGAGAUCAUCUCCAGAAAGGGACGGUGAUAUUGAUUUUCCAGCAGUAGAUCCAAAGUCUAUGGUGUCAAAUAUGAGAACUCCCUUGUCGAGAGAUGAUGAGAAGACAACCACCAAGGUUGGAAAGGAAGAAGCAGUAAAUGCAGAAGCUGAGGCGGUGAAAGCGAUGGCUGUGGAUGCUGAAUCGCAUAAGCCCGUCGUUCAUAAGGUGAAGAAUAUUGAUCUCCAGCUCGAUUUAGAGAAGGCUGAUGGAGGAGCGGGCAGUGCAAGUGUUAACAAGCUUAAUCAGCCCGUCCAUAAGCAGCAACAGCAGUCUCUCACUGAGAAAUCUGCUCAAACCCCUAAUUCUUUAACUUUCCCAAUGUCCGUAGCUGGAUGGCCUGGCGGGCUUCCACCCAUGGGCAGAUACAUGGGACCAUUAGGAGGAGUUGUAUCCAUGGAUGGGAGUACCGUUGCUUCUGCUGCAAUCCAGCCACCGCAAUUGCUUUUUAGUCAGCCGCGUCCGAAAAGGUGCGCCACCCAUUGCUACAUUGCUCGGAAUAUUAAUUUUCACCAGCAAUUCACAAGGAUCAAUCCCUUCUGGCCGGCAGCUGCUGGUUCGGCUUCGCUUUAUGGGACCAAGCCCUGCAAUCUCAGUGUGGUUCCAUCCCCUGAGUUGCAUGGAAAUUUAACAUCCGCUAGAAAUAUGAAUGCACUUCCGGAGAAGGGUCAAAAUCUUGCCAUCUUCCCUGGUAAAGAGAAGGCAUCUCAGUCCGCAAAUAGUAUUGAUGCUCCUCAAAGAAAGCAAAUUUUGCUCCAGCAAACUCUGCCUCCUGGAGCACCUAGCAAUAUUCUGCAUGGCCCUGCUUUAUUCUUCCCUCUGAGCCAGCAACAUGCAGCAGCAGCAGCUGCUGCUUCUGUCCGACCUGGACCUGCAAAGUCCCCAAAUGUAGGUGGUGCGGCUUCAGCUGGCGCUUCCACAUCCACCUCAAGUGGCAACUCUGCUGCAGCUGCAGCUACAGCAACAGCAAUGAGCUUCAACUAUCCAAAUAUGCCCGGAGGUGAAACUCAGUACUUGGCGAUUUUGCAGAAUAAUGCAUAUCCAUUUCCUGUGCCCACUCAUGUUGGGGCUGCGCCAGCUUACCGAGGGUCCCAUGCUCAGGCGAUGCCCUUCUUCAAUGGUUCAUUCUACCCUUCUCAAAUGCUUCACCCUUCGCAGCUCCAGCAGCAAUCGCCUGCUCAAUUACCACAGUCGCAACAGGGUCAUCCUAACACUAGCAUUUCCAGUAGUUCAUCAUCGACCCAGAAGCACUUACAAAAUCAGCAGCAGAGACCGCACAGCAGUAAUGGAAACUUGCCCGGCUAUCCUUCUGCUAAAACCCAGCAAGCACAGCAACUGCAGCUGCAGCACAAUCAACAUGCGCCUCAUCAAGUUCGCGCCCUGGAAUCCGAGGGUGGUGAAGAUAGCCCUUCAACAGCUGAUAGUCGAGUCGCGCGUGCUAACAUGAGCAUCUACAGUCAGAAUUUCACUCUGCCCAUAACUACUGGGAACUUUGCUCUGAUGACCCCUGCUCAAUUGGGUGCAGCCAAUGGCACCAGCAGCACUCCCGGAGAGAAGAAGCAGCAGCAGCAGCAGCAGCUGCUUCCACAACAGCAGGGUCCAAAAUCUGGAAUGGAGUCGUUGCCAUCUCAGGCUUUUGCAAUGUCAUUCUCCUCCAUUAAUAGUUCAGCGUCUGCGCAUGGCCUCGACAUAAUCACGCAGAAUCAUGCCAUUCUCCAGAGCAUCCCUGAAGCCAAUAGGCAUAAUUAUCAGAUCAUGGCUGCUGCACAGCAGAAGAAGAAUCACCGGGCUUCUGAUGAAGGUAGGACGGGAGGUAAUGAUGCUUCCAAUGAAGAUGAAAGAAAGCCACUUGCUGGGAAAACUCCGGCGACAAUCGGGCAAUCUAUUGCAUUUUCGCGGCCCGAUCUGGCUGAUACUUCAGUUUCCGCGUUGCCUGGCAGUAAUGUCGUUGAUAGUUCUGCCCGAACCCUAAACCUUGGUUCUGCUGCUGCGCGAACUUCCGGUUCAGUAAUACCGGCUGUUGUGAGCACCCUCAGUGGACCCACUUCCCAGCAGCAACUUCAGCGGAAUCAACAGCAGCAGCAGAUGAUUCAACUCCACAAGCAGCAGCAGUUUGCUGCUGCAGCUGUAGCUGCAGCUCGGAGCAAGUCACCUGUGACUAGCAACGGAAGUGUGUAUGUCGAUCAUCUUCCUCCAUCUUCUGCAGCUGCCUCCAAAUUUCCCAGUUCUCUGUCUUCAUUUUCCCAAAAUCUGAUUCAAACAGGUUCCGCUCAAAGUCAGUCUACCCAAUGGAAGGGUUCAAUUCGUCCAGCUACAUCUCAUGUUCCAUCAUCUCUCACCACCACCUCCACAUCAUCCCUUAAAAAUCUUCCACAACAGCAGGGCCGAACAGCGCAAGGCCAGACACACAUCUCCUUCGCAGCCAACUCCAAAUCCCCUAAUGCCCUACAGGGUCAACAAAUUCCUAAUAGUAGUCAAUCUCCAUCUUCUCCUGUGGUGGUUGGAUCACCAACUACUUCAAUGUCUAAGAGCGCUGGUGGAAGCCCAAGGACUGCUACUUCAUCCUCUACGGGCAACAAAUCUGCGCAAGCUUCCUCAUUGCAAGCACAAGUGAAGAACCCCUCAUCGGUGCCUAGUCGCAAGUCAUCGCCCGUUGGCACGGGGAAUGUACCGUCGAUCUUGGGGAGCUCGCAGGUGACAUCUUCCUCGAGUGGAGGAACCAAACACCCGCAACAGCUUCCAAAGCAGCCAUUGCAGCAGGCACACCAGCUUUUCUUUUCUCAUCCUUAUGUGCAGGUUCAACCUCCUCAUUCGACAAAUUCAACUUCAACAGCCUCUGCUGCCAAUGCCUAUUAUCAUCAGAGAAGACCGCCCGACCAACAGUCCAAAUCCCAGCAACCACAAGGCUCAGCAGCAACUUCCUCAUCGGGCAUGUUGUCGCUUUGUACCCCCAUUACGCUUGCUAAUGCUAGCACUUGUGAUCCUGUAAAAGCUGUUGCUGCGAGUAAUAACAUGAAGGGAGGAGGUGGAUUGCCCACGCAGAGUAUUCUCCAUGCCGCUCAGUUCACUGUCGCACAGCCAUCCGGCAGCCCGCAUCAGCUUGUACCAGCUGGGUUCCAGUAUAUUCAUCCUGUUCCAAAUGCGGUGCAGGUGAAACCAGCCGAACAAAAGCAGCCUGCUGGAAAUUGAUCGUUUGUGCCCCCCUCUGGCAGCGCGGGAAGAAGUGUGAGUUUUCAGAUGGGCUUCUGUUGGGGAAGGAAAGAUGGAGGGAAACAAGAUGGUGCAACCUGGGAUCCACAAUUUUGGAGAUGAGGUUGAACCAGCAGCAAAAGAGGGGGAUGACUGGAUCCCUGUGGGGGGCUGUUCCUGCAAAAUGUUUAUUCGUCCUGGAUCAUUGCCCGCCCCCUUUGUAACUGAUCUGCUGACCCGGGUUGGUUGUGAAUUCUGCUAAUAUGUUGAUUGGUUUAUAAUGGUAGUGA